AUGGCAAAUUCAUGUCCAGAACAUGAUGCAUUUUUUGAUGCCCCUGAAGAAAUUUCUUCGGAAUCUAGUGUCGCAUCAGAUGAUUCGGAUAGUUAUACAUCUAAACUGCAGCAUAGUGAUACUGAUAAUGAACUCAACAGUUCACACUACAGUAUUUGGAGUGUAAAUCCGAUAAGCAUUGAUGAACGUCGAGAUGCAUUCUUAAAAAAGACGGGUUUUGUAUUAGAUCGAUGUCAUACAGCACGAGAAGGUCCUGAUGAUGGAACCGAGCAUGUAAAACAAAAGGAUUCUCCUUGUCAGAACUCUCGAUUUAUAGAAAAUCAAGAUAUGAUGUGGAGAAUUCAAAGCUUGGAUGUGGCAAGAGGGUUUGAUGAAGACGAAACAGACAAUGAAGGAACUCUUAAGGAACUAGAUGAAGCUGAUCGAAAUAGUUCUACUUGUCGCAAUGGAUUUAGGGGGAAAUUCGAAUCGUAUGAAUCAGAAAAAGGAAUGGAUAGGGUGGGUGAGGGGAAGCAACAAGACAACAAAGAAAAUUGGUUGAAGAAAUUUAGCUUCAAAGCUUCAAACAUGUUUAACAAAGAUAAAGAAGUGAAGGAAGUUUUACGCCAACACAAAUUCUUAGGGUCAAGAAAUCAACGAGUUCGUGUUCGGUCUCACAAAAAAUGGUCGAAGGAGUUAAGUUCAUUAUACAAGAAACAAGAAAUUCCUGCUCACAAGGGUUCGAUAUUGGCGAUGAAAUUUAGUCCGGAUGGAAAUUACCUUGCAACGGGUGGGGAAGACGGAACUUUAAAUGUAUGGAAGGUGGUUGAAGAUCAAAAGUUGAUAGAUUUUGACCUUGUGAGUUCUAGUGCUGUAUCUGCAUUUCUGAAUUUUUCUGUAAAUGGGAUUCCAAAUAUGGCUUGCUAUCUCAAGUUUAAAGAGGGAAAAAAUGUGAUGAAUAAGCUGAAGAAAUCCUCGGAUUCAGCAGGGAAUGGGAUCAUGAUUCCUCGUAAAGUGUUUCAUAUAUUAGAGAAGCCUGAGCAUGAGUUUCGUGGGCACGAAGGCGACAUCCUGGAUAUCUCCUGGUCUAAGAAUGGGCAUUUGCUUUCCUGCUCAGUCGACAAAACAGUGCGGUUGUGGAAACUAGGACAUGACCAAUGUCAAAGAAUUUUUCCUCACAAUGAUUUCGUAACUUGUGCACAGUUCAAUCCCAUGGAUGAUGACUAUUUCAUCAGUGGUUCUAUUGACGGAAUUGUUCGAAUCUGGGAUGUUCUGAGAGGUCAAGUGGUUGAUUGGAUAGAUAACAAAGAAAUCGUCACUGCAAUUUGCUAUCGCCCUGAUGGAAAGGGAGGUAUUAUUGGUUCAAUGGUGGGAAACUGCUCUUUAUUUGAUAUUGCAGAUGACUAUCUGCAUCGGGUAUCAAUUAUAUUCAAGCAAGGCAAGAAGACGGUAUCCUGCAAGCAGAUAACUGGUUUUCAGUUUUCACCUAGUAAUCCAAGUGAAGUAGUAGUUAGCUCAGCGGACAACCUAGUCCGAGUACUUGAGGGAGCUAAUAUCAUCUGCAAACUUCGAGGUUCUCUUCCACUAAUUGAUCGAGGAAGCCAAGUGAACGCAUCUUUCACAGCUGACGGGAAACACAUAAUAUCAGCCACAGAUGAUUCAAAUGUUUAUGUCUGGAACCAUCUUAGCAACGGAAGAAUUCCAAACAACAAACCCAGAAAUAUAUGGUCUUCUGAAAGUUUCAUUUCCCCCAAAGCUCUUAUAGCCGUGCCAUGGCAUGGGAUUGCAUCAGCCUCAGCACUACAAUUGCCCUCAACAACAUACAGACAACCAAAUACGACAGCAAGAUAUAGCAACCAAGAAUCUCCUGAUGCACGUGACUGUCACGCAAUGCAACAUGAUGAAGUGGGCAUGGAUUUACAAAGAUCCGAGUCAACUGAUGUAAUGCCUCCCAUGGGAGACUUCGAUUAUGAUUUCCUGAGAAAUGUAUGUGAGAGCAUUGUGAAUGGUUCUCACAUGUGGGGUCUAGUGAUAGUAACUGGAGGUAAAGAUGGUCUGAUCAGGACUUUUCAUAACUAUGGUCUGCCUGUUCGAUUUCCGACAGGAAAGUCUCUCCGAUCUUCAUUAUCUUUUUCUAAUUUUAGAAACCGUUGUAAAGAGAACUGUACUAAUAUAAAAGGUUCAACUAGUUUUAAUCGAUAG
Messenger RNA from Amaranthus tricolor (Joseph's coat), 2181 nucleotides. RefSeq lists its product as uncharacterized. The coding region runs from base 1 to 2181 and encodes 726 amino acids. The record is from RefSeq and is a predicted model, not a curated record. Gene Ontology annotation, molecular function: protein binding. NCBI's taxonomy places the organism in Eukaryota, Viridiplantae, Streptophyta, Magnoliopsida, Caryophyllales, Amaranthaceae. The transcript has 7 exons.